Pimephales promelas (fathead minnow) is the source of this 2574-nucleotide messenger RNA. It is a transcript of the gene wfikkn2a, whose product is annotated as info WAP, follistatin/kazal, immunoglobulin, kunitz and netrin domain containing 2a. Lineage: Eukaryota; Metazoa; Chordata; Actinopteri; Cypriniformes; Leuciscidae. Gene Ontology annotation, molecular function: receptor antagonist activity; transforming growth factor beta binding; serine-type endopeptidase inhibitor activity. Gene Ontology annotation, biological process: transforming growth factor beta receptor signaling pathway. Gene Ontology annotation, cellular component: extracellular region. The record is from RefSeq and is a predicted model, not a curated record.
UUCCAAAGAUAGCAGUGACUUGUUGGGUAGUGAAGAGUUAAAAGGUGUUCUGGUGCGUCACGCAGGUGCCUGUCUGCGUCUAAAAUUUCGACGACAUUCGAGUAGUUAGUGUCUAGGCUUCGUUUUCAAGUAUAUGAAAUGUUUAGUAAUAGGGUUGAACCGGCAACCUAUAAUCUCUCAGCACUGAUGAACGUCGCGCGCGGAUCGACCUCUCUUCCACACCACAAACCUCUUGAACGGAUCACACGUCCUCUACUACAGCCAGGGUCCUCACUUAAUUUUGCCCUAUUUUACGCAUUGUUUUGGCUGUGACUGCGUAGCUUUUCGACCGCUGGAAAGUUUCCUUUUCCGAAGGGACUUUUUUCUUUAUCGCGUGGAAAUGUGGUGGAUGCUGUUUCCCAGAUGGAUUUGGUUUUUGUUAGGACACUUCUGCUUCUUGCGUUUGGACUUGCGCGCGAGAGCGAUACCAAUGACUCUGUCCAAAGUGGUGUAUUCUCACGCGGGAAUGUGUCCGAACGAGAUGAACCCGAACCUGUGGGUGGAUGCCAUGAGCACCUGCACGCGCGAGUGUGAGUCCGACCAGGACUGUGAGCCAUUCGAGAAAUGCUGUUCGAAUGUUUGCGGACACAAGAGCUGCGUGGCUGCCCGCUACAUGGACCUUCAGGGCAAGAAAGGUCCAAUGGGGAUGCCUAAAGGGGUCACCUGUGACAAAUUCAUGUGCACCCAACAGGGUUCAGAGUGUGAAAUCUGGGACGGACAGCCAGUGUGCAAGUGCCGGGACCGCUGUGGACGAGAGCCCCAUUUCACCUGUGCCUCGGAUGGCAUGACGUACUACAACAAGUGCUACAUGGAUGCUGAGGCUUGCACCAGGGGUGUCACCCUCACAGAAGUCACCUGCAGGUACCACUUUAGUUUGUCCAACACCAGCCCUCCCCCAGCGGAGACCACUGCCCGGCCAACCACCGCCCAUCUUGAGACCACCCCCAUGGACGUUCAACGUCCCAACAUGGUCAGCAACCCAGCGCACCACAUCGUGUUUGUUGGCGAAACGGCCAGCUUCCUCUGUGAGGUGACAGGAAAACCGAAGCCGGCGAUUACAUGGGAAAAGCAGAUUGAAGGUAAAGAGAACAUUGUGAUGCGACCCAACCACGUGCAAGACAAUAUAGUGGUUACCAACAUCGCCCAGCUGGUCAUUUACAAUGCCCAGGUCCAGGAUGCCGGCAUCUACACCUGCACUGCCACGAACCAGGGUGGAUCUGUGCAAGCCCACUUCCCACUUUCUGUGGUCCCUAGAGAGCAGACCAAACCGGAGCUGGUGAUGAAUUCCACACGCCUACCUGCUGAAGAGUGCCUGAAAACACCUGAUAUGGAUGACUGCGGCGAGGAGAGUAUGAACUGGUACUAUGAAGCCAAGCGCAACAACUGCUUUACCUUCACGUACAGCCAGUGCAACAAAAACCGAAACCAUUUCGAUUCAUAUGAAUUGUGCAUGCUGUCCUGUGGAGCGGAGCUUGCAGCACCUUGCUCCCUGCCUAGCGUACAAGGUCCCUGCAAGGCUUACAAACCACGCUGGGCUUACAGCCAUGCGGUCAAGAAAUGCCAGUCAUUUGUUUAUGGAGGCUGCGGCGGCAACGAGAACAACUUCGAGAGCAAGGAAGCCUGUGAGGAGAUGUGCCCUUUCCCCAAGACCCACAACUGCAAGCCAUGCAAACCCCGGCAGAAGAUGGUCCCCAGCUUCUGCAAGAGUGACUUUGUGGUCUUGGGUCGUAUUUCGGAGUUGAGCGAGGACCACGAUUCCGGCCACGCGCUCAUCACGGUGGAGGAGAUCUUGAAGGAUGAGAAGAUGGGGCUACGGUUCUUCGGGCAAGAGCCUCUGGAGGUGACGCUGCUCAACAUGGACUGGAAUUGUCCCUGUCCGAACAUAACGAGAGCCGAGGGACAGAUGAUCAUCAUGGGGGAUGUUCACAACGGCAUGGCCACGCUGCAGCCCGACAGCUUCGUGGCCACUUCCAGUGUACGGCGUGUUCGCAAACUCCGUGAGGUUAUCAACAAAAAGACUUGUGAUGUUUUAAAGGAGUUCAGCAGCACAAAGUACUAAGGUGCUUCCAAUACUUAAAUCUCUGGAUGCCCUAAACCAGGAUUGUCAGAUUCUGCUCCUGGAGGGCAACUUUUCUGAUGAGUUGAGCUCUAACACACCUUCCUGUAAGUUUGAUAUGAUUCUUCUAAAGACCUUGAUUAGCUGGUUCAGGUGUGUUUCAUUAAGCCUAGAGCUAAACUCUGCUGGAAGGUGUCCCUCCAGGAGUAGGUUUGGGUUCCCCUGUCCUAAACCAACGUGCCUGCCUCUCACCUGCUUUUCUUCGUGAAGCAGACUUACUCGCAAACUUGACUUGUAGUUUCUACAAUCAAAUGUUGUGCUUCCGCCGCAGGAUAAAGCUGCUUGAAUUGUCCAUAGAGAGAUGAAAUAUGUGGAUUACACUGUGUGAAUGACACAUAAACAUGCUAAUAUACUAGAUGAUUUCAUACGAAAGUAUUACCUUAUUUACAUCUACAUGUUGUAGUGUGAGUCCAGUUAUU